AUGGGUAACUCUACACAGUUUACUACUAUUAUACUAGUUGGAUACAUUGAUGUCGGAUGUGUUACCUACCUUUAUUUCACAAUUCUGCUACUAAUAUACAUAGCAAUUAUAUUAGCAAAUUCAUUACUGAUUGGAGUGAUUUGUGUAGAAAGAUCACUGCAAGAGCCCAUGUAUAUUUUCCUUUGUAAUAUGUCUGUCAAUGAAUUAUAUGGAAGUGCUGCAUUUUUCCCUUCUAUUUUGACCAAUAUGUUAUCAAAGUCUCAUCAAGUUACAAUAAUUCAUUGUUAUGUACAAAUAUUUUCUCUGUACACAUAUGCAUCUGUGGAAUUUGGCAAUUUAGCAAUUAUGUCUUAUGAUAGGUAUACAGCUAUAUGUUAUCCUUUACUAUAUAGCAGCAUAAUGACUCGUAAUAGGGUAUUUAUAUUGAUUGCACUAGUAUGGCUGAUAUCUUUUGUCAAGUUCUCUGGUAAUCUCAUAUUGAAUUUGCGGUCUGAGUUGUGUGGAAAUGUCAUAGAGAAAGUAUGGUGUGACAACUACAUGCUUGUAAAGCUUGCAUGCUCAGACACCACAGUGAAUAACAUUUAUGGUAUCACUGGUUCUGUCUUAACUAUAGUUCUUCCCCUAAUGCUGAUAGGGUAUUCAUAUUUAAAAAUUCUGAGAGCCUGCUUAAAGUGCCCUGCAAGUGAUACUCAAAAGAUGAUGGCUACCUGUAUACCACACCUUGUUUCACUACUGAAUUUCUCUCUUGGUUGUUCAUUCGAGAUCUUCUCAAGUAGGUUUGAAAAGUUAUACAUGCCUUCUGUGUUGCGUGUGAUAAUUUCAGUGUACUUUGUGAUUUGUCCACCACUACUGAACCCUAUUAUGUAUGGUAUAAGGCUGUCUAAGAUAAAGGUGGCAUGUAAGAAAAAAAUAUUUUCUUUGAAGUAG
This is a messenger RNA of Electrophorus electricus (electric eel), 927 nucleotides long. RefSeq names its product olfactory receptor 4B13-like. Gene Ontology annotation, biological process: G protein-coupled receptor signaling pathway; detection of chemical stimulus involved in sensory perception of smell. Gene Ontology annotation, molecular function: G protein-coupled receptor activity; odorant binding; olfactory receptor activity. Gene Ontology annotation, cellular component: membrane. Lineage: Eukaryota; Metazoa; Chordata; Actinopteri; Gymnotiformes; Gymnotidae. The record is from RefSeq and is a predicted model, not a curated record.